CUAGGUGUCAAGACUGUAUGCUGUAUGUUUAUCCCGGGGUAACGACGGGUUCGUUUAGUACGUCAAGGCGGCAGUUUUUCAGUCUUCAUUUGCAUUUUUAAAGCGGUUUGCAAGGAUUUCGAGAAAAAUUUCGCUACGGAUAGACUUCUAAAGUCUAGUAGAGUAUAUUUCAAUAGUUGUCUUGCGUGGCCAUGUUAUCUUUACUCGGGCCAUAUUGAAGAAAGGAUACGUUGUUUGCAUACACUAUACUUUGAUCAUCGGGUAAUGGAAACUAAGAAGGAAUUUGAAACAGUUUCUAUGAAGCGGGAGACUAUUGAUGCUGAGCCAAGUUGUGAUAGUAAGAUGGCAGAAAAACUCAUUGAAUUGGUGCAGCAACAUGAAGUGUUGUACAACCACUCAUUAUUGGAAUACAGAGACCAGAAUGUUCGACAACAAGCAUGGGAGGAAAUUGGGAGACAUCUAAGAAUAACAGCAGAUAACGCCAAGUCAACAUGGGACAGACUUAGACGAUGUUUCUGCAAUGCACGAAGUAGACGCAUGUCUGCAAAAAGCUUGCAUACGAAUAGAAAGACUCCACCGUGGAAAUUUGAGCAUCACAUGGAAUUUUUGCUUCCUUAUGUGGAGGUUCGAAGCAGCCUGCCAGCAAAUAUGUCGAUCGAACUAAAAGUAAAAAUUGAAAAGGAAGAUGAUCUUCAAAUCGAAACUAAUACAGCGGACAACUAUCUAGAUGGAGGUGAAAUGAAGAAUAUCAGAGUAAAAAGGGAUACCUUGGAUAUUGAAAACAAGAAUCCACUGUUAGAUAGCAUAAAAUGGGACCAGGAUGAAAAAUAUGAUUUGCUAACAGAUCGAGAAAAGAGUAUUGACGAGAUUAAGUCAGAAACAUAUAUGGAAGUAGAUAAAAUUGAACAUAUGGACAGUCCAGAUAUUAUUCAGCUCUCAGACCUCAAAAAGGCAGGCGAUACAAGUUUAGAUAUGUCAUGUGAUACUACGUUGAAUAGUUAUGUGAAAAAGGAAAUCUGGGAACAACACCAGCAGGCUGUGCACGAAAUGGAUCAUAGUGAUUCUUCCAGUUACUAUCAUACAGACUUUAAUCCUUACGAUUAUCAAUCCCAUUUUCUUGCGGAUGUUUCUAACGAGGAACAUUAUCAAACCACCUCAGAAGCUAAUUCAGAUACAGAUAUGUUUCAGUCUAAGACAAUCGGUAGCGAUAAUAUCCUGACAUGUAUACACUGUAAUGCGACCUACAGAAGUAAACAAACGAAAGAUGAUCAUAUAGUUAGAAAACAUCCUGAAUUUAUUUCAACAAUUUCAAGCAAAAUCCAUGAAUGUGCCAGCUGUCAUUACCGUACAACCAUCAAAGCUCUUUAUAUUAAACACGUGUUAAAACACCCUGAGAUGGCUAGUAGUCUUAAGUUUAGCACUUGCAUACAUUGUAAUGCUUCUUUUAAAAGUAAAAUAGAGUUAGAUGAACAUACAUUAAAAAAACACCCUGCGAACAUUGCAUCUGUUACUAGCAAAGUGCAUGAGUGUACCGAUUGUACCUAUAAAACCACUAUGAAAAAACAAUUAGAUACACAUAUGUUGAAACAUUUAAAUUCAGUAGAUAGGACUUACGUGUGUAUAUAUUGUGAAAUGAUGUUCAAAAGUAAACAGAUGCUUGAUGAUCACAUAAUCAAAAAGCAUCCAGAUUUUGUUUCUUCAAUUACGAGUAAAAUUCAUGAAUGCAACAUUUGCGAUUUCAAAACUACUAUGAAAAGCCAGCUUGUUAGACAUAUGUUGAAACAUCCCGGAUCAGUUGAAAGUCAUACAUUUAAUUAUUGUAAACAUUGUGGUGUAAGAUUUAAAAGUAAAACAGGUUUAGAUGAGCAUACCAUCAGAAAACAUCCAGAAUUUGUUUCAACUAUAACUAGCAAAAUUCACGAGUGUACAGAUUGUUCGUUCAAAACUACGAUAUCAAGUCAAAUUGUUAAACAUAUAUCUAAACAUCCUGAGAUGGCAGAUAGCUAUAGAGGUAACUCUUGUCUACACUGUGGUGCGAUAUUUGAUGGUAAACAGGUAUUAGAUGAUCACAUAAUAAAAAAACACCCAGAGUUUGCUUCUUCCGUUUCUCGUCAAAUCUAUGAUUGCCCAAAAUGCUCUUAUAAAAGUACUAUCAGAAGCCGUUUAGACAAACACUUCUUGCAACAUCCGGACCUUGAAACUAGCUUCAAACUGAGUACAUGCGAACAUUGUAACUCGACGUUUAAAAGCAAAACUUCGUUGGACGAACACACGCUUAGAAAGCACCCUUAUUUCAUCGAGUCAAUUUCCAGUAAGAUACACGAAUGUUCGAAAUGUUCGUAUAAAACUACUAUGACUAGUCAGUUGUCUAGGCAUAUGUUGAAGCAUCCAGACGCUGUUGAUGGUUUCAAAAACACGUGCAUGCACUGUAAUACUACAUUCGAGAGUAAACAAACUUUAGACGAUCAUAUACUCAAAAAACACCCGAAAUUCAUUGAAUCUAUUUCUGGUAAAAUAUACGAAUGUACCAACUGUCCAUACAAAACUACCAUAAAGAGCCGCUUGGCUAAACACAUGUUGAAUCAUCCGGAGGCUGCUGGUAGCUAUAAGCUGAGCCCGUGUCCACAUUGUAACACAACAUUCAAAAGUAAACAAACGGUAGAUGAUCAUGUACUGAAAAAACACCCCGAAUAUAUUACUUCAAUAUCAAGUAAAAUCCACGAGUGUCCAAAUUGUGAAUACAAAAGUACCAGCAAGUCUCUUUUUGACAAGCAUUUAUUGAAACAUCCCGAAAUCAUUGGUAGUUAUAAUGCGUCAUGUCAACAUUGCGACGCCAGGUACCAUAGUAAAACCGCGCUGGACGAUCACGUGAUUAAAAAACAUCCGGAAUUUGAUGCGACCGUUACUAGUAAAAUACACGUAUGUCCGACGUGUGGAUAUAGAACUUGCGCUAAAAGUAACUUGGAUAAGCAUAUAUCGUCAAAACAUCGAUAGAGAGCCAUUCCAUUUGAACCUAGAACGUCAAUUUUAUUUUAUAUAAAGUACUUAUGGAAAUCAGUUGGUCAUAUCUUGUAACAAUUGAGAUGGCAAAGUGAGCUGAAACAUUUAGAAGAGAAAUACGAGAUCCGUGGAAAUGUCCAAGAAUAAAAUUCUAGUGAUGUCUCUUCGGUGCAAUUGUAGUGUCCUGUUCCUGCUGGUCAGGGAAUACUGAGCAGAGUAUCAGACAAAAAUCUGUAUAUUUCGCAUGCCAUCUAGUCAGUUUAAAAGUUAUAGUGAAACCUGAUAGCACACCGUUGCUUGAAAUUGAUGUCACUCAUUUUAAGAACUCAAUAGAAAAAACUGUUCCACAAAAAAAAUGCUACGGACAACCAAAUAACUUGAGCGAGUUCAAACUUGACCUGAAGGCGGAUCACAUGUGUGCCUCUGUCUCCCCUCCAAGCCAGGCGCCUCCAUUGAGGAGAUCGAAAGCUACGUUCUCAGUCUCGUCAUUUAUUUUACAAACCUCGUAUAAUAAAUAAUUUUUCGCGCACGGUAAAACUACUACCUAUUAACUAUAUCAACUGUCAUCAAAAUAUCUUCUUUGCAAACUUUAUAGGUAUGUACUCACAAAGCAAUUCUAAAUUGCCCGAAUAGCUACAUGAUGUUUUACGUGUAGUCAUUUAAAUAUAUAAUAAUUGGGGUACUUUGAUGAAUAUUUUUCCAAUUUAGAGAACAUCAACUUGGAUUUCUGAGCGAUAGUGAUUAGCUGGUUAAGUACAUAUUUUUGUCAUAUUGACUAAUGCUAAUAUUUUCAAUUAAAUUGUUUCUAAGUGUUUGGGGGAACGGCAAGAUAUUCGAGGAUACUCAAGGGGUAUAAUAGUACGGGUUUAAUGUUUUCCCUGGCUACUCAGCGGUGUUGUUGGAUCUGACCUUUUGCCAGCAGGAGCUCCAAUUUUUCUUAGUCGAUUCAUUGUCUACCUUCAAAACUGCGCUUUGCCAUGACGUUGAGGGUCAAAUCAAUGUUAAUAUAAUUUUCUUUACUUUUGACCGUGGAGAUGGUAGAACGGAAAGUAUCACGUUUAACUGUGACGGUGGAUAAAAAUUAUUUUAAUAUUGUCAAAGUCUCCGUAAAAAACAUCGUCUCAAAGAAAUGAAACGAUGUUCUGAAAGUAAAACAAAAAUGAAGAUCCAUAUACAACAGCGACUCCAAGACUUUUUUUAUGAUAUGGGGUACCGUGGAGCUAUACGGGGAUACAUGGCAAAGCGGGGACGCCACACGGACUCUAGCGAGGGAACUCGUGUGCAUACAGCAUGCACACAUUCUGGCCCCGCCUACGAGAUCCGCCGGAUCGUACCUCCGCGUUCGACAGUCAGAGGCCGUCUACCACGUAGCGGCUACCACUAUGCAACCGCCGCUGCCUGGCUGUUAACUGUUGACCUUGAAACUGACCUUGGCUAUGAGCUUACAAUUAUUUGGUGCCACAAUGAUUGAAUUCCGGACAUGGAUAGAGCGGAACAUUUUACUUAGCCUUGCUCAGAGACUUUUAAGGUCAAGAUAAUUUUCGCCCAAGCUCAUAUCUAAACAUUAAUUUUUCCGUUCUAGCCGUUUUCGGGGUCAAAAGGUCGCAUUUAAAAAAAAAUUCGAGCUUGAAUAUCAAAUCAAGGUUACUAUUGAAUUGCCAGGGAAGAUAGUGAACCUGAACUAUUUGAUUUCUAUCAUACCUCUUGAAUAUUUCCAACUCUCUUGCCAUUCCUGAACUUUUAGAUUACCCCGUGCGAAAUAUGUGUAACCGCUCUUUGGCGUGUAAGAUCGACUGGCGAUAGGAUUAGCGCUCCUGAGUCAUUGCAUGUGUAGAACACUGCUUUUUCAAAUGUCUUUGUAUCGAGUUUUAUAAUGUGUAAAAUUAGAUAUAUUAUUUGUUAGUAUACCAGUUGUUUUAUUAUCUUUCCUGGAUGCAAGUACAUAAACCCUAUUUCACGAGUAUCCAUCACGUUUUGACGUCUACUGAGAUGAACAACUGAUCGGGCUAGUGACAUAUUUGUUUUAGUCUGUAACGUUGGCGAUAAUGAAUCGGUGUAAAUUCAGUAAAUCUUGUGCUAGUAGCGUUUUUUAUGUUUGCAAAUAGACUCUUCUAAAUAAAAGGGUUGUUGAUAAGUUCACAAUGAAUUUGUAGCGUACAAUGAACGAAAACAAAAUACGGUUCUGUUUACCUGACGUUGACGGAUCCGGGGUGCUCUUCCACUUAACCGUUGCCAGUAGUAAAAAACAGUCUAAACUAAAACUAACCAAAAGCACACAUAGGGUCACCUAAAUUUA
Molecule: messenger RNA, 5296 nt
Organism: Acanthoscelides obtectus
Lineage: Eukaryota; Metazoa; Arthropoda; Insecta; Coleoptera; Chrysomelidae
Source: the annotation of a GenBank genome assembly